CCGGCCGAUGCAGCCAUCUUGGUUUCCUGACCUUGGACUGCAGCUGGCUGCUGUCUUUGGUCGCACCGAGCCGUCAUGUCUGUCCUGACGCCGCUGCUGCUGAGGGGCCUGACGGGCCCGGCCCGGCGGCUCCUGGUGCCGCACGCGCAGUUCCACUCCAAGCCUCCGCGGGAGCAGCUCGGCGUCAUGGAAAUGACCAUUGCGCUCACCUCCUGCUUCCUGUGUUGCCUGGUGCCUGCAGGCUGGGUCCUGUCACAUCUGGAGAACUAUAAGAAGCGGGAAUAAAGGGGCUUGUCUUCUCCUCAUCUUGUGACCAGAGCACCCCUGCCAGCCUUCCCUGAUCAUGUUUCAUGCAUUCCUUGCUGGCCUUCCCUGAAUCAUGUCAUUCAAUUCCACUCACCUGUAAUGAAACCAUGACAUCUCAGUGUCUCCAUGGUGACGUCUGGGACCACAUAUAUUGGGCUCUGCUUGGUGGGGUCCCUCUUGUAACAAUAAAGUCUAUUUAAAAUUUGCUCUGAAAA
Messenger RNA from Jaculus jaculus (lesser Egyptian jerboa), 521 nucleotides. RefSeq names its product cytochrome c oxidase subunit 8A, mitochondrial. Gene Ontology annotation, cellular component: mitochondrion. Gene Ontology annotation, biological process: mitochondrial electron transport, cytochrome c to oxygen. Bases 76 to 285 code for a protein of 69 amino acids. The record is from RefSeq and is a predicted model, not a curated record. The transcript is spliced from 2 exons. Lineage: Eukaryota; Metazoa; Chordata; Mammalia; Rodentia; Dipodidae.